Messenger RNA from Sesamum indicum (sesame), 1349 nucleotides. Its product is annotated as protein IQ-DOMAIN 19. NCBI's taxonomy places the organism in Eukaryota, Viridiplantae, Streptophyta, Magnoliopsida, Lamiales, Pedaliaceae. The record is from RefSeq and is a predicted model, not a curated record. Gene Ontology annotation, molecular function: protein binding.
GCGGCGGUGGCGGCGGCCAAGGCAGCCGCUGCGGUGAUUCAGCUCACGACUAGUGCCGCAUCCGGCAGGACUAGUGCAGUUGAAGAGGCUGCUGCUGUGAAGAUUCAGUCUGUUUUCCGGGGGUAUUUGGCACGAAAAGCUCUGAAUGCAUUGAAAGGAUUGGUGAAGUUGCAGGCACUGGUUAGAGGACAUUUGGUGAGGAAACAGGCAACGGCCACGCUUAGGUGCAUGCAGGCACUGGUGACGGCUCAGGCUCGAGCUCGAGAACAACGAAUCAGGAUGGCUGAAGAAAUUAAAGCCGUUGAUCAAAGGCAAUAUAAUCACAGGAAAUCUAUGCAGGAGCAUCGUUUCAGAAGCCCCAAUCAAGAUUUCGACAGAGGCCUCGAAGAAAACAUCAAGAUUGUGGAGAUGGAUCUUGGCGACUACAAGCCAAUGACGAAAGCCAGAAACAGCUACUCAAACCUCACACAACUGGACAGAACAGAACACAGAAUUUCCACACACCGCACGUCAAUCAAGCAAGAACACAACCAGAUCUCACCGGCACCAUCAGCAAUAACCGAUAUCAGCCCAAGAACAUGCAGCAACCAUUUUGAGGAGUACAGUUCGUUCGGAACAGCACAGAGCAGCCCUCAAUGUUAUUCAGCCAUGUCCAAGCCUGAUCCAGCUAGGCUGCCGUUUUCCUAUCCUAGAUCAGAAUAUGCAGAAUCCCUUUACAAUGAGUACCCGUUCUACCCGAAUUACAUGGCCAACACUGAGUCCUCAAGGGCUAAAGUUCGUUCCCACAGUGCUCCCAAGCAACGGCCUGUUGAGACGUUUGAGAGGCAGCCUAGCAGGCGGAGGCCUUCUCUAGAAGGCAGAAAUGUCCCGAGGGCCGUUAGGAUGCAGAGAUCGUCAUCUCAUGUUGGUUCAACCGCUCAGAACUACCAGUAUCCUUGGUCUGUUAAGCUUGAUAGAUCAGCAGUUUCGCUUAAGGACAGUGAGUGUGGAUCGACAAGCACUGUGCUUACUAACACCAACUACUGCAGAUCCUUGGUGGGAUUCGAGGUGCAAGGGGCUAGGUAGUAAUUUUCUUGGUUGGAGAACAAACAAAUCCUGGGGCAGGAAACAAUCGAAAUUACUACAACAAGUAUCAUAUUUCUAAAACUUGUAGAAAAUUUGUAAUAAUUUUUCAGUUGAUUUGAUCUUGUUCAUGGGGGAGCAGUGUGUUGAAGCUCUUGCUGCUGUGUAGUUUUGUCACUUUAUCCUUGUUGGUUUUCAUGUUUGGUUACUGCAUUUUAGUUGUGAAUUUAAGCCAGAAUUUGCAGGGCUAGCUACUUCAUUCAAUUGUAAACAGUUUGAUUUGUUCA